Messenger RNA from Ichthyophthirius multifiliis, 351 nucleotides. RefSeq names its product hypoxanthine phosphoribosyltransferase, putative. Gene Ontology annotation, molecular function: magnesium ion binding; hypoxanthine phosphoribosyltransferase activity. Lineage: Eukaryota; Ciliophora; Oligohymenophorea; Hymenostomatida. The record is from RefSeq and is a predicted model, not a curated record. The transcript has a single exon. Gene Ontology annotation, biological process: hypoxanthine metabolic process; GMP salvage; guanine salvage.
AUGGAUAUAGAAUUUUGUAAGGUUUCUAGCUAUGUAGGAACUGGGACUACAAGUGCAUAAACUGUUUAAAAAUUAAUUGGGUUAACAAAUAAUAUAAAAGAUAGACAUGUUGUGAUUGUAGAAGAUACCAUAGAUAGCGGGUUUACUUUAGAUUAUUUAAUUAAAGAUUUGCAAAAGGAAAAACCUAAGAGUAUUUCUUUAUGUGCUAUGUUUCUCAAAAAAGCUAAUUUAUAAGUAGAGUUAGACAUAAAAUAUAUCGGAAUGACUAUUGAUCCCGAAUUUGUGAUUGGGUAUGGAUUAGACUAUGAUGAAUGGGGAAGAAAUAUAUAUGGAUUAUGGAUUAAUAAAUGA